This is a messenger RNA of Polyodon spathula (Mississippi paddlefish), 4408 nucleotides long. Its product is annotated as growth arrest-specific protein 6-like. Lineage: Eukaryota; Metazoa; Chordata; Actinopteri; Acipenseriformes; Polyodontidae. The record is from RefSeq and is a predicted model, not a curated record. Bases 176 to 2275 code for a protein of 699 amino acids. The transcript is spliced from 15 exons. Gene Ontology annotation, molecular function: calcium ion binding. Gene Ontology annotation, cellular component: extracellular region.
UUAUUAUUAGUAAUAUUUAGGUACAGCUUUGUCGAAUCUGAUUUGCCAACCUCGUUUACUGUAAAUUUAUUUUAUUCCCGUAUUUUGUUUUGUUGCAUCAAUGAAAUAUGAUUAAAACAGAAAGAAUCGAUGAGUUACAGCGACGCUGCGCUUGUUGUGGUAUGUUGAUUUAGGAAUGGACUGUGUAAACUCCCUGCUGCGCAGCGAAUGCGCUUUUUCAGUUUCUGUAUCUCAUCCCCAGUCAAGCAAACUUUCCCGAUCUCCGUGUCUUACACACACAACAAACAUGCCGACCCUAGUCAACCUUCUUGUGGCUUUCCUACCGUUUCAUCUUUUCUCGGGUUCUUCACAGUUUGCAUUGUCUCCGAAAGAAGCUUCACAGUUUCUGCGGAGACAGAGACGGGCAUACCAGGUUUUUGAGGAGACAAAACAGGGCCAUUUGGAGAGAGAAUGUGUGGAAGAGCAGUGCAGCCGGGAAGAGGCCAGGGAGGUGUUCGAGAAUAACCCAGAGACGGAUUAUUUUUACCCAAAGUAUUUAGAUUGCAUUCAGAAAUUUGGACAACCGCAAAACAGGAAUCCUGAUCUCGUAACUUGUGUACACAAUAUUCCUGAUCAGUGUUCUCCUUCACCAUGUAAUCCGGAUGGGACUGUAAGAUGUGAAGACAAACAGGGAGCCUUUACUUGUCAUUGCUUCCCAGGUUGGACAGGGGAUGGAUGUCAAAAAGAUAUAAAUGAAUGUGAUAAGACAAAUGGAGGCUGCGAUCACAUUUGUUCAAACAAGCGGGGAGGUUAUGCAUGCUCUUGCCGUUCCGGAUAUACCCUCGCUGAUAAGCACACUUGUACUGAUGUCGACGAAUGCACAGUGAGUCCAGAUGUCUGCGGAACUGCUCAAUGUCUAAAUUCAAUUGGAUCUUUUGAAUGCCUUUGUGAUGGAGGGUACUUCUAUGAUAACAUUACAAAGUCUUGCCUUGAUGUUGACGAAUGCGAAUCAAAGUCAUGUGCAGGGUCCUGUGUGAAUACGCUAGGAAGUUAUCAGUGCUACUGCAAUGGGAGGAACGGAGUGAAGUUAGCUGCAGAUCUGACCAGCUGUGAGAGCAUUGAGCCUUGCGUCUCUCUAAACACACAGAGAAGUGUUAAAUCCCUCUACCUGGGAAGGAUGUUUAGUGGUGCUCCUGUGAUACGGCUGCGUUUUAGAAGAAAGCAACACAUUGGUUUCACAGCAGAAUUUGACUUCAGGACGUUUGAUCCGGAGGGCGUCAUCUUCUUCACUGGUGGCCAUCUGAACAGCUCUUGGAUCGUGCUGGCAAUCAACCAAGGCAAGCUGGAGCUGCAGCUGAAAUAUGGAGAGGUCAGGAGAGUGACCAGCAGCGGGCCGCUUGUGAACAACGGGCUGUGGCACAGGAUAUCUGUUGAAGAACAGGGCAGGAGUUUGAUUAUUAAAAUUAACAGAGAAGCAGUUAUGAAGAUUGCUGUAAACGGAGACCUCUUCACUCUCAAAAAAGGGUUACAUGAGCUCAAUCUUACUGUGGGAGGAGUGCCUUUCAAAGGGGAAGAACUUGUUAACCCAUUAAAUCCUCGCCUGGACGGCUGCAUUAGAGACUGGUCAUGGCUGAAUGGGGAAGACACUUCCAUCCAGGAAACCAUUAAGUUUAAUGAGAAGAUGCAGUGCUUCUCUGUCACAGGAAGCGGCUCAUUCUACCCUGGGAAUGGAUUUGCACUGUUGAAUGUUAGUUAUAGUGAUCCUAAAGGAGCCUGGACUGUGAAUGUUUUUAUGAAUAUCCGUCCAUCAGCAAGUCCAGGUGUGCUGUUUGCUCUGGUCAGCGGGGAAGGCGUCCCACUGACCCUCGCGCUCACGGACUACCAUCCUGCAAAGAAAGUCAGAGCACAGCAUGUGGUGCUGGCGGUGGGUGAUGCAAUUGUGUCCAGCGUUGGGGUGGAGGUGUGCGACGCUGACACCCACUCAGUCAGUAUCACAGUCAGGAAGGACCUGAUAUCCCUGGAGGUGGAUGGGAUGGCAGGACAGAGUGAAUUCAACUCAGCUGAGCUGGAGCAGCACAUCACAAACCUGGGCACAGAUCUACAAGGACCUGUUAACACUUAUUUGGGAGGUGUUCCAGAUGUCCCUGUUUCUUCUACUGCAGUCUCUGCAUUCUACAGAGGCUGCAUGGACCUGCACAUCAAUGGAAAAGAAGUGGACCUGGAUGAAGCUCUCUUGAAACACAGCGACAUUCGAUCACAUUCCUGCCCUCCAGCUGAGAGUGGUCAAAUCCUAUAGAACCAGUCCUUUCCUUUUCUGAGCGUGCUUUUAUUUCUUUAUAGCUACCGGGUAAUAUUUUGCUUACGUCCUAUCAUGUAGGUAGGAGCUACUGAUAUUUAAACAUGCCAUUUGCAAAAGGUUUUUUUUUGUUUGUUUGUUUAAUUCUCUGUGCAGAGCAUAUGUAAUAUAGGUGUAAAUAAAUCGGAGUGCUUGACUGUAAUUGUUUUAGAAUCAUGCAGGUGAAUAUAGGGUACUGUGAGCACUAAUACAGGUGAUUCAAGUUUAGCAGUACAAGUUCAAACCAAGGACAAUCCCUCAGAAGAGUUCUUAUCAGUGGUUCUCUUCUGCAGUCCUCCAGACCACAAACGACCCAAGUUUUUGUUUGAACCUAUUCCCUUUGUAUGUGCCUGUAUGCAUAUGCCACAUUGACAUAUGUAUCUAGAAAACUAUCUAAUGAUGAUGAAUCGGAAAUAUACCAUAAGGUAUAAGUAAUAUAUGUAUGUCACAAUUUAAAUAGUUUUAUCUAUAGAACCGCCUAUCCAGUUGUGUUGAAACUCAGGAUAUUCUGUCGUUUUUACAUACUGUGGAUGUAGUUCUCAAUGAUCUACUUUUUAUUUAUACUGGCACUGUAGCUCAGAUUCUACAUGUGGUGAUGGCAAACAUCAGAAAGGGGAGAGAAAAGGAGGGGUUCAGAUGAAAUGUGUAGUUCUGUACCGAAUAUGUGCUGUAAGGCACUAACCAGUUUACACCUGGUACCUGUGUGCGGGUAGACACAACAUCCUUGGCUGGUGGAGGAGCUUUAGAAAACCGUUGACACACGAAGAUCAGAUCUGAAUUAGGACUUUAAAUAGCAAAUGUUCAGUAAUACUGAUGAGUCACGAUAAGUACAGUUUUAAUAUUCAGAUGAGUUAGAAUCAACAUUGACUGUAUACAGUACCUUUUUAGUUUAAAAAUGUUGCUUGUUGUUUUAUGUAAUUAUUUUUUUUUUUUUUUAAAUCAUGUAUAUUUUUUCUUAACUAUUUUGUGUUUUCUUACUGUAAUAUUCCCUAAGUGUUUUUUGGUUAAUAGGAAAUGUAUUGUAUGUUUUAUCCAGUAUACAAGAUAUUGAACAGAAUUGUUAAUAAAAAAUAACUGGUGCCGGUGUUUACUUUAAUCUUGAUUUGGGAAUUUCUCUUAGGAAUUGCAAGAUUUAUAGAGCAGUUAAAUGUCACAUAAUAAAUUUGUAUAUGUAUAUAUGACUGCUACACUGUGUGUACCUUUGUCAUAGGGCAACAUCUUUUGGUUUAUGUUGCUUUUUUAGGAGGGUUUACAACAAAGUUGUCUGUGUCUUCAGGUGGAGGUCAUCGUAAAGUCAGUUGAUCAAUCACUCACCACAGAUUAGAACAGGAUUGUAUUUGGAAAGCAGCGGAAUUGUAAGGCGAUAUUAUUUGGGAGUGCAGAUCUGCGAUGCAAGGUUGCCAGUUUGAUGUUAGUAUACAUGGGCUGUUUAUAAAAUUCUGAUCAUGGGACAAGCUGCAUAAUCCUUGCAAUUAUUUUACUUUUAACUCAACUCUCAAAGCCUACGGUUUGAAUGCCAUGGUUUGUCGCUGAAAUACGCGAAUAUUUAAGGAUCAAAACAGAAACAGCAGUUAUAAAACUUACCUGCAGUAUCCCUGGUCUCCAACAGGGGGCUUCAUUGACUUGACAAUUCCUAAACAGCAAACUCCAAAAGGGUCAGCAUAACUAUCUGCACUUCUGAAUAUCACAGUGUUUCUAACUUGAAUUCUUUACACUCCCCCAGCAGGGAAACAUACAUCUCAAAGAUGAAGUAGCUUCAAAUAACCAUCUUUCUGGUGCUUUACAUCUGGGAUCAGGAGCUGGUCUUCUGUUCUAAUUGCCUGCUAUUGAUAUACUAUACAAAAGUGCCUUUCAGAAAACAAAAACAAAUGUUGCUUACUCUAACUCUGUAAGGCAAACAAUCAUUAGAUUUUAAAACACAGGUUUUGCAAGAAUCUGAGGAUUUGAAUCUUUAUAAGUUAUUUUUUUUUAUUACAAGUUUUCACAAAACAAACACAUCUGUUUUAACAAAGAUAUAUGUCCAUGUACACAAAUAAACUGUAUGCAUGUUGAUAUGGUAUAGAUAUAAAUAAACAAACAACAUAAAUGAAUAUA